Molecule: messenger RNA, 582 nt
Organism: Monoraphidium neglectum
Lineage: Eukaryota; Viridiplantae; Chlorophyta; Chlorophyceae; Sphaeropleales; Selenastraceae
Product: Glycosyltransferase-like protein LARGE2-A
Exons: 4
Coding region: 1-582 (193 amino acids)
Biological process (GO): protein O-linked glycosylation via mannose
Molecular function (GO): glucuronosyltransferase activity; xylosyltransferase activity
Source: RefSeq, a predicted model, not a curated record
AUGGAGGGGAUGGCUAAGGUAUGCCAGCUGGACAUACUGCUGGUGUACGAGGUUGUGCUGGAUGAGGUCAUGCAGUUCAUGUUCCCCAUCAAUACGCUCAGGAACAUGGCGCUGCUGCAGUCGCGCACCGAGCUGGUGUCCAUGGUGGACGUCGAUCUGCUGGUCAGUAACAGCCUGUUUGAGUGGGUGCAAGACAAGAACAACUACGAGCUGCUGCGCCAGGGCACCCAGAGCAAGCAGGUGUUCGUGCUGCCCGCCUUUGAGACCGCCCCCCAGCGGAACCAGACCAAGGCGCACCACCUGGCGGACGCCGCGUCGGGCAUGCCCAAGGCUGAGCUGGUCGGGCUCGUGCAGAAGCGGCUGGUGUACCAGUUUGCGGUGUUCCUGUUCUGGCAGGGGCACAACUCUACGGACUACAAGAGGUGGUACACCAGCGACACGCCUUACCCGAUAGAGUGGCACGACGGCUACGAGCCCUGGUUCAUCAUCGACCGGCGCCUCAACCCCUUCUACGACCAGUCUUUCCGGGGGUACGGCUGGAACAAGGUCACGCAUGUCGCCAACAUCCUUGCGCAGAAGUGA